Biomphalaria glabrata is the source of this 1584-nucleotide messenger RNA. RefSeq names its product 12S rRNA N4-methylcytidine methyltransferase-like. The record is from RefSeq and is a predicted model, not a curated record. The transcript has 6 exons. Gene Ontology annotation, molecular function: rRNA (cytosine-N4-)-methyltransferase activity. The coding region runs from base 16 to 1347 and encodes 443 amino acids. NCBI's taxonomy places the organism in Eukaryota, Metazoa, Mollusca, Gastropoda, Planorbidae. Gene Ontology annotation, biological process: rRNA base methylation.
CAAUAUUUAAUUUCGAUGUUUCCAUUUCAAGAAAUUUACUGUCAAAGUAGGGUAUCUAAAAUCAAUCAUCGACCCAUGGCGCUGUGCCUCAAGCAAACCUGUUUAAUUCAAAUCAAAAGUUUGAUGCAGGCUGUCUGCCAAAGGUUUCUGUAUACCAGCGCAUCUAAAAAGUUGUACUUGAAUGGGCUGAAGCAAUGGAGAGACACGUGUUAUAAGCACAGCUUCUGUAACAGACAGCACAGAGCUUGUGUUAAUCAGUUCAAACAUGUUCACAGUUCAGUGAAAACUGAAUCCCUAGUGGAUGAACAGAACGCUCCAGAAAAUAAACAAUCAAAAAAGGAAGUCGAACAUGUACCAGUAAUGGUGACCGAGGUCUUGGAACUAUUGCAACUGAAAGAGGGCCAGCUGAUAGUUGACAUGACUUUUGGAGGAGGUGGGCAUGCUAAGGAGAUUCUGAAACACACUCCAAAUAUUAAUUAUGUGGCUUCAGACCGAGAUUCCUUUGCUUAUAACAAGGCAGUUGAGUUAGCAGCAUCACUGAAUUGUGGAAAGAUGUGGCCUGUACUUGGCCGUUUCUCGGAGAUCUCAACAAAUUUAGACAAUCUGGGAAUACAGCCGGGUCAAGUGGAUGCAUUUCUAUUUGAUCUUGGAACCUCAUCUUUUCAAUUUGACUUUCCACAUCGAGGAUUCUCCCUGAGUAAAAAUGGACCACUGGACAUGAGAAUGGAUGGAAAUAGAUUCCCAGAUCAGCCAACAGCGGCUGACGUGGUCAACACUCUAGAUGUCGCAGACAUUGAGCACAUACUGCAUAAGUACGGAGAGGAAAAGAAAAGCAAACUCAUCGCCCAUGCCAUCGUUGAAGCCAGAUAUGCUUACGGCAAGUUCACACACACGAAACAGCUGGCAGAGGUUGUACAAAAUGUUUUUAACAGUGAUGUGUUUCGUCAAGAUAAAUUGUCCAGACCUGCCCACCUGGCAACGAAAACAUUUCAAGCCCUUCGAAUAUUUGUGAAUGACGAGCUAAAUGAAAUCAACAAUGGUCUUCACAUUGCCAGGCAUUACUUGAAAAGCAACGGACGCUGCGUGGUGAUUUCCUUUCAUUCGUUAGAAGACAGAAUUGUGAAAAGACAUUUCCAUGACAUUGACAUGGAUCAAGAAUCCAACAUCACGCUUCACCACCACUUCCGUAACACCAACUUGACCUUUGACAUGGAUGUUGUGAAAAAUGACUAUUUGAAGAAGUUGUGGGAGCCAGUCUCAAGGAAAGUUCUAGAGCCAACGGAAGAAGAGAUUCAAAGCAAUGCCAGAUCUAGAUCCGCUAAACUACGAGCUGCCAUUAAAUUAUGAAAACUUUAAAAACUUUGUAUAUUCUGUGAGUGUAUGUCUUAUUCAGAUUUAUGUAGAGUUUGGUUAAUAAAUUGCAUUCUCACCCAAAUUGAGUGAUCUGUAAUAAUUUUGUACUGAAUACCAAUUUGAAAAAAAAAAUAUUAUUACAAUGGCUGAAAUAUAUAUGGCUCCUUCUGUCUCGGAAGACAAUGGUUGCACCCAUAUUAGUCACUGGUUUUGGUUUUGUCUUGAGACGGG